GUUAAAAUGCAUCAUUUAAGGAAAUUUGUCUCGUUCACCUAUUUAUAAAAACUGUUAGCAAUAAACUUGAAUGAUGAUGCAUUUUGAUUAGGUGUUGCCUAACACGCCCUAUAAAAACUAAUGAUAAGAAAUUGAAACUGAUAAUUAAUGGAGAGCGAGAAGCACUUUGUUCUAGUCCAUGGCAUGUGCCAUGGAGCUUGGUCCUGGUACAAGGUUGUCACUCUGCUCAAAUUGGCCGGCCACCGCGUCACCGCCUUGGACCUCGGUGCUAGCGGCGUCAACAGUAAGCGGAAUGAUGAGAUUGCUUCCAUCUCCGACUACCUGCAACCAUUGAUGGACUUCAUGGCCUCUCUGCCUCAUGAUGAGAAGGUGGUCUUGGUUGGUCACAGUUUUGGUGGCUUUGUCAUUUCUCUAGCCAUGGAAAGUUUUCCAAGCAACAUAUUGUUAGCAGUUUAUGUCACAGCCUUCAUGCCAAAUUACACAUCCCCACCAGCAACUUUAGUUCAAGAAUUUUUCAGCAGGACCCCAAUGGAAUCCUUAUCGGGCCUCCAGUUUUCGUUUGAUCACGGGCAGGAGAACCCGGCAACCUCGGCCAUUUUUGGUCCAGAUUACAUGUCAAGUUUCCUAUAUCAACAUUGCCAAUCGGAGGACCUGGAAUUAGCCAAAAUGUUGGUGAGGCCAAGUGGGUUGUUCAAGGAAGACUUGGGCAAGGAAUCUCUGCUAACCGAGGAGAAAUUCGGGUCGGUGAAUCGGGUUUUUGUAGUGUGUGGAGAAGAUCAACUGUUGAAAGAGGAAUUCCAGAGAUGGAUGAUUCAGAACAGUCCUGCUAAAGAAGUGAAGUUGAUAGCUGAAGCUGGCCAUAUGGUAAUGCUAUCCAAACCCAAAGAGCUUUGCCUCUGUAUCCAAGAGAUUGCUGAGAAAUAUUCAGUUUCUGUAAGCUCUGCCUAAAUCUGGGAUUUAUGGCACAAUGUUUAUCCAACUAAAACCGGAUACUAUCUAUUAUCUUCA
Molecule: messenger RNA, 1008 nt
Organism: Cornus florida
Lineage: Eukaryota; Viridiplantae; Streptophyta; Magnoliopsida; Cornales; Cornaceae
Product: methylesterase 10-like
Exons: 3
Coding region: 148-948 (266 amino acids)
Biological process (GO): jasmonic acid metabolic process; salicylic acid metabolic process
Molecular function (GO): methyl salicylate esterase activity; methyl indole-3-acetate esterase activity; methyl jasmonate esterase activity
Source: RefSeq, a predicted model, not a curated record